GAAUGCAUUUUGGUAUCUCAUUAAAUGUCUUGAUCCAUGAAUUUCUUUUAAAUCAGCUGAUAAUGCUUAUUAUACGGUCUUAUAAUGCAUUCCUGAACUACCAGAAACACACAUACAUAACACUAUCCUUUGUUAAACAUUUCCAACAUCAGAUGACACUGGCAUAACAGAAGAAACAUCCUCAAUACCUACCACGUUUUAAGGACUAAAGGAAAAUAUUAUACAAAAUAGAUGUAUCAGAUUGUUUCUACAAUUCUGAGAUAGAGGCCCUGUAAAACAUUUACUCUGAGCUGGUAUCAUUAACCAAAUUUCUGGACAUCACUGACUGGAGUGUCAAGAAGAGGAGCUUGUAUGCUGAUUAAACUUGGAUAAGUGUAUCUAAGUGUUGCUAGACAAAAGUAACACUGAGCACAGAUAGAAAAGUAGAAGUUUAUGUAAGGAAUAAAAAGGAAGAAAAAUUUAUACGUUGUGAUUUGCAGGGGAAAAUGAUGGAAAAGAGUGAAAAAGUUGAAGAACUGAUUUCACCUGAGCACAUAAAAGAGAUGAGAAAAUUGUUGUAUGACUGUGACAUUUGUAAAAAGGUCUUCUCCCUUAAACGUAACCUAAUUUCCCACAGACGUAUUCAUACAGGGGAAAAACCAUAUCAGUGUGAGAUCUGUGGUAAAUCAUUCUCUGACCAAAGUGCCUUGACUUCACAUGAAGGUCUUCAUACAAACAAAAAGCCUUAUCACUGUGAUGUCUGUGGUAAAUCAUUUUCUCAAAGUUGUAAUUUAUCUGCACACAAGCGUAUUCAUACAGGAGAGAAACCAUAUCGUUGUGAUAUUUGUGGUAAAUCAUUCUCUGUAAGUAAUGACUUGAUGAGACACAAACGUAUUCAUACAGGAGAGAAACCAUUUCAUUGUAACAUCUGUGGUUCAUCAUUCUCUCGGAGUUAUUGCUUAACUACACACAUACGUAUUCAUACAGGUGAGAAGCCAUAUCGUUGUGAUAUCUGUGGUAAAUCGUUCUCUAGUAAUCAUCAAUUGACUAUACACAAACGUUUUCAUACAGAUGAAAAACCAUAUCAUUGUGAUAUUUGUGGCAAAUCAUUCUCUGUAAGUAGUGUGUUAACUAGACACAAGCGUAUUCAUACAGGAGAGAAACCAUAUCACUGUGAGAUCUGUGGUAAAUCAUUCUCUGACCAAAGUGCCUUUGUUUCGCACAAACGUUUUCAUACAGGAGAAAAGCCAUAUCACUGUGAUAUCUGUGGUAAAUCAUUCUCUCAGCGUAAGUUAUCACUUAACUACUCACAGGCGUAUUCAUACAGGAGAGAAGCCGUAUCACUGUGAUAUCUGUGGUAAAUCAUUCCCUCGUAAUCAGGAUGUAACUAUACAUAAACAUAUUCACACAGGAGACAAACCUUAUCACUGUGAGAUUUGUGGUAAAUCAUUCUCUCAAAGUAUUCACUUAUCUACACACAUACGUAUUCACACGGGAGAGAAACCAUAUAAUUGUGAUAUCUGUGGUAAAUCAUUCUCUGAAAGUCAUGCCUUAACUAUACAUAAGCAUAUUCAUACAGCAGGGAAACGUUAUCUCUGUGAUAUCUGUGGUAAAUCAUUCUCUCACAAAGGUGGCUUAGCAAA
Messenger RNA from Octopus sinensis (East Asian common octopus), 1622 nucleotides. Its product is annotated as zinc finger protein 239-like. Gene Ontology annotation, biological process: regulation of transcription by RNA polymerase II. NCBI's taxonomy places the organism in Eukaryota, Metazoa, Mollusca, Cephalopoda, Octopoda, Octopodidae. The transcript is spliced from 3 exons. The record is from RefSeq and is a predicted model, not a curated record. Gene Ontology annotation, molecular function: RNA polymerase II cis-regulatory region sequence-specific DNA binding; DNA-binding transcription factor activity, RNA polymerase II-specific. Bases 486 to 1328 code for a protein of 280 amino acids.